AUGACUGUGGCUACCGUCUCUCCAAUUUUGCACAAUAUCGAUGACCUUGAUGGGUUUCUUACGAAAAAUAGACGACUAGAUUCCGAUCACAGUGAAAUAGCUUCGACAGAGAAGACUAAAAGGCAUUCCGAUCACAGUGAAAUAGCUUCGAUAGAGAAGACCAAAAGGCGUAAGAUAACAGACACCUCUAAUCAGGAAAUUUCAAAAGAAGCAAGACUUGCAUAUUACAAGAAAUCGAGUUCUUCUGGAGUGAGGUAUGGGUCCUUACACAAGGGGUUAGGGCUUAGUGAUGGUGUAAUUGAUCAAUUACGCAACCAAAACACUAACAAUCUAUUAUUGAACCAUAAGAAACUUCAUUUGGUUCUUGAUCUAGACCACACCCUGUUGAAUACCACUUCCCUUGAUAAGAUGUCACAAGACGAAGAAUAUCUGAAGACACAAACCCAAUCUGAUCAUUCCCUGCAACAUGUUCACAUUGUGGAUACUCCCAACAUGAAAGUGAUGACCAAGUUGAGGCCAUAUAUUAGGACGUUUUUAAUGGAAGCCAGUCAAAUGUUUGAGCUGUCUAUAUACACCAUGGGUACACAAGACUAUGCGCUAGAAAUGGCUAAGCUGCUUGAUCCUGCAAAUCAAAUCUUUGGGGGUAGAGUCAUAUCACGUAGUGAUAGCACAGAUGAAGAUCGGAAGGCUCUAGAUAACAUGCUUGCCCGAGAAUCUGCUGUUGUCAUCCUUGAUGAUACAAAAGAUGUGUGGCAAAAUAACAACCAGGAUAAUGUAAUAGUAAUGCCAAGGUAUCAUUUCUUUAAAUCUAGUUGUCAACAAUAUGGCAUCAGUUCUAGUUGUCAACAAUAUGGAAUCAGUAAUAGUAAGCCUUAUUCCGAGUUGAAGACCGAUGAAUGUGAUCGGUAUGGAGGAGCUUAUCUUGCAAGUGUACUGCAACUUCUUAGGCAUGUCCACACCAUCUUCUUUAAUGAAGUCGAGUUAAAGGGAUGGGAUCUCAUCGACAGAGACGUGAGGCCCGUCUUGAAAAUCCUUCAGAAGGAAGUGUUGAAGGGAUGUAAAUUAGUAUUUAGUCAUAUCUGGCCUUCAAAUGUGAAGGCUGACACUCAUCCUUUGUGGAAAUUGGCAGAGCAGUUGGGAGCUACUUGUUCGACACAAGUGGAUCCAUCAGUCACACAUGUGGUUGCAGCAGAUGCUCGAACACAGAAGUCAUGUUGGGCGGUAAAAAAAGGCAAGUUUUUGGUGAAUCCACAGUGGAUUGAUACUACACUUUUUAUGUGGCAAAGACAACCUGAAUAUAAUUUCCCAUGUCAAACCAACAUUAAGCAGAUCUAA
Molecule: messenger RNA, 1335 nt
Organism: Fragaria vesca subsp. vesca
Lineage: Eukaryota; Viridiplantae; Streptophyta; Magnoliopsida; Rosales; Rosaceae
Product: RNA polymerase II C-terminal domain phosphatase-like 4-like
Exons: 2
Coding region: 1-1335 (444 amino acids)
Cellular component (GO): nucleus
Molecular function (GO): RNA polymerase II CTD heptapeptide repeat phosphatase activity
Source: RefSeq, a predicted model, not a curated record